Acanthoscelides obtectus is the source of this 935-nucleotide messenger RNA. The record is from the annotation of a GenBank genome assembly. Lineage: Eukaryota; Metazoa; Arthropoda; Insecta; Coleoptera; Chrysomelidae.
CAGACACCUCGCUUUUACGACAGAGUGACGGUACUCUUCUAUACUCCAUAUCAUUUCGCCACUACCUAAAUGCUUAUUGGACCACCUGAGGCUCUAAUGCGACGUUGCAAUUCGAUAUAUUUGGAGAGCAGAAAAUGAAGGACGCAGAGAUGGCGGAAAAAGAGGAGGCAGUACUUAACCAUCAGUGCCAGAACUUUUACCAGAGCUGCAGACCUGAUAGAGGGAGUAGAUGGCGAUAUGCACAGCAUAUCUCAGAUGGAAAACCCCGCAUUGCAGGAUACAGAUAGCAAAGAUAGUCAGUUGCUAAAAGAUGAAGCUUCUAAGUCACUUUGUCCAGCUACCAGUAUAUCGACCGGCCACCCUAUUAAAUGUUUCGGUUGUCACGUUCAGAGACCCAGCCAGCACCAAGAUCGACAUUGAAGACCUAGCGUAGAGGGCGUGGUUCAACAGAACAUCGGGGCAUGAAAGUGGUAUUGUUUAGACGAAGGGUUUUUUCUCUUUCUACUAAAGGGUCUGGCGACUCGAAUUCUAACUCUAACCUUCAAAUGAGCUUGAAGAACAUAGUCAAGGUCACGUACAAGGAAUGGUUUUAUGAUGAAGCUGAUAUGUUGGAAAUGGACGCAUACGAUGAACCUGAUCCAGACUCUGAUAUGGACUAUGAAGAAGACUAUAGGAAGAGAAAAAAAGGAAAAAAGACUAGUGGCCGGGGACGCAUUGACUCGCCAAGCACCCCAGGCAGGCGCAAGGGGACCGGACGUGGCAGAAAAAAAGCAGCUGGGCACAGUUUUGAACCAACACCAGGUGAUCCCGACAAACCUUAUGCUUGCGAACGCUUAAGUUGACUCUUUUGACGAUAAAAUCAAGCUUUCGGCAUUCUCUAUGGAGCCUUCAUCAGGAUUCUGAAAACACAAUUGUGAUGCUAGCAAACAGGACAG